Messenger RNA from Rotaria sp. Silwood1, 1059 nucleotides. Lineage: Eukaryota; Metazoa; Rotifera; Eurotatoria; Philodinida; Philodinidae. The record is from the annotation of a GenBank genome assembly.
AUGGAUUGGUGGUAUUUACUUAUUAGUAUUUUUUUCACUUCAGUCACAGCUAAUAUUAGUCAUGUUCAAACACUUGAUAUUCAGGAAAACGAACGUGUUCGACUUCAAUGUACAUUAACAUCAACAAAAGAUGCUGAAGAAGUUAUGUGGAUGCGCAUUCGACCGCCACAUAAUCCUGACAUACUGACUUAUCGAGAUAUUGUUGUCUAUACACCAGAUCGUAUAGGACUUGAGCAACGUCGUCUUAGUUCAAGUAUGAAUACAAAUGGAACGCUUAUUGAUACAUAUUUUUUAACAUUACUUAUUUUACGACCAACUAUUGAUGAUGAAGGAAGAUACAUUUGUUCAAGAGGUCGAACUGUUUUUGCUGAAUAUGACCUUUUUAUUAUCGUCCCAACUCAAUUUGUUGAUGAUACUAAUUUCAUUCAACAACGAACUGUUAUUGAAGGUUCAACACUUCGUCUUUCUUGUUCAGCAUUUGGUCGACCAGUACCAUCAAUAACUUGGUUUUAUAGAACAAAUACUGGUAAACUUGUUUCAUUAAGUAAUGGGACUAUUUGUCAAGCAACAAUAUGUGAACUUCAUUUGGGUAAUUAUACAAGAUAUGAUCCAAAAGUACUUGAAUGUAUUGCUGAUAAUGAAAAAUCGACUCGAAUAUCAAAAGUAUUUCAUAUUGAUGUAUAUUAUCCACCAAAAAUAACAACUAAUAUUCGAACAUUGAUAGGUUCUAGAAGUAUGGAUGUUUUUCUUGAAUGUUUAUCAGAUGCUAAUCCAAUACCAUCGAUUAUGUGGCUUGAUGAUAAUCGACAGGAAAUUUUCGAUCAUCACUUAUUUUCUAUAAAGACUACAAAUCAAUCAUCAAUAUUAUCAUUUUCAGUAUUUUCAAAUGAAUAUGCAAAUGUAUUAUAUUAUUGUCGAAGUAAUAAUUCGAUUGGAACAGUUGAAAAAUUAAUUGAUAUUUCAAAUUUUAUUCAUAUUGAUUCUAAUUCCAAUUAUAAAUCAACUACAGUACGGAUAUUAACCAUAACUUCAUCAAGAAAACAAAAAAUUGGUAAAUAA